Messenger RNA from Lepus europaeus (European hare), 1448 nucleotides. It is a transcript of the gene DHRS11, whose product is annotated as dehydrogenase/reductase 11. Gene Ontology annotation, molecular function: oxidoreductase activity. The coding region runs from base 109 to 891 and encodes 260 amino acids. Lineage: Eukaryota; Metazoa; Chordata; Mammalia; Lagomorpha; Leporidae. The transcript is spliced from 7 exons. The record is from RefSeq and is a predicted model, not a curated record.
AGCAGGUUGGCGGCGGCCAGGGAGCGGCCGAGCCUCGGUGACCCUGGGCGGAGCUCCGCGGUCCAAGUGCUCGGCUCGCCGAACGAGGUGGGCGGGCGGCUCGGGACCAUGGCCAGGGCCGGCAUGGAGAGGUGGCGUGACCGGCUGGCACUGGUGACCGGAGCCUCGGUGGGCAUCGGCGCGGCAGUGGCCCGGGCCCUGGUCCAACAGGGCUUGAAGGUGGUGGGUUGUGCCCGCACCGUGGGCAACAUCGAGGAGCUGGCCGCUGAAUGCAAAAGCGCAGGCUACCCCGGGACGCUGGUCCCCUUCCGAUGUGACCUGUCCAGUGAGGAGGACAUCCUGUCCAUGUUCUCGGCGAUCCGCUCUCAGCACGGCGGGGUGGACAUCUGUAUCAACAACGCCGGCUUUGCCCGGCCGGACACGCUGCUGGCCGGCAGCACCAGUGGCUGGAAGGACAUGUUCAAUGUCAAUGUGCUGGCCCUCAGCAUCUGCACCCGGGAAGCCUACCAGUCCAUGAAGGAGCGCGGCGUGGACGACGGCCACAUCAUUAACAUCAACAGCAUGUCCGGCCACCGAGUGGUACCCCAGUCCACGGGGCACUUCUAUAGUGCCACCAAGUAUGCCGUCACUGCGCUGACAGAGGGACUGAGGCAAGAGCUGCGGGAGGCCCAGACCCACAUCCGCGCCACGUGUAUCUCUCCAGGCUUGGUGGAGACACAGUUCGCUUUCAGACUCUACGACAAGGACCCUGAGAAAGCAGCCGCCACGUAUGAGCAAAUCAAGUGUCUCAAAGCUGAAGAUGUGGCCGAGGCUGUUGUCUACGUCCUCAGCACCCCUCCGCACGUCCAGAUCGGAGACAUCCAGAUGAGGCCCACAGAGCAGAUGACCUAGAGCCCGCAGGGAGCUCCUCCCUCCCCACCCCGCAAGGCUUGGCUCCUGCCUCUGGAUUUCAGAUACUGAUUGCUGCACCCUGGGUCCCAUUCCUGCCCCCACUCCCCCAAGGGCUAGAAACUUUGUUGGAGGUUUUUGUAUCACUUUGUCAGAUUGUUUCCAUAGCAAAGGUGAAGGGCUGGGGCCAGGCGGUGGCGCCCCAGGUCAUUUUUCUGUCGGGCUUGGUUCCUUGGCCUUUGCUGUCCUCAGUCUCUUCCCUUUGAUCUGGGAACAGGGCUGUGGCCCAAAGCGGGACUGCUCCUGUCUUCUUGUCUGCCAGCCCCUGGCCCUCAGGGUACUGCUGGCGGAGGGAGGCCCUCACUUUCUAUCUGAGUGGUUAUCCUGGGCCCCAGGCUUCCUCCUCUCCCUGCCCCACUGCCCCCACUGCCCCUGCUCUCCCUCCAGUGUUGGCAUCUGGGCUGCUGCUGGGGUCAUCACCACCGCUGCCUGUGCCCGUGUCAGGCCCAGCUCCCAGAGGAGCUCACUGUGAUCAUUAAAGAAAAAUCACACCAACCGGC